Molecule: messenger RNA, 1679 nt
Organism: Xiphias gladius (swordfish)
Lineage: Eukaryota; Metazoa; Chordata; Actinopteri; Istiophoriformes; Xiphiidae
Gene: bckdha
Product: branched chain keto acid dehydrogenase E1 subunit alpha
Exons: 8
Coding region: 256-1578 (440 amino acids)
Biological process (GO): branched-chain amino acid catabolic process
Molecular function (GO): oxidoreductase activity, acting on the aldehyde or oxo group of donors, disulfide as acceptor
Source: RefSeq, a predicted model, not a curated record
GAGUUUUACUUUGAAGGAUUGGCCGGAUGUCACAAGCUACUGACUCUUUGACCCGAUGAGUGCGGUUGUGGAUGGAAGCGGCAGCGCCCGAAGCUGAAAAGGCGACAAAACGGUUGCCCCGCGGUUCAUCCUGUCGCGCUGUUGUUGUAUCGUUCCGGCGGAGUUUAACGUUUCUCACGGGCCAGCCAGCGGAGCGGUUGGAUUGAAAACGACUGCGGGCUCGUGCAGACGGCGGCUGUGAGCAGCGUGAACAAAAUGUAUGGAGUGUGUUUCCACGCUGCUCGCCAGACGGCGGGACUGAAGGCAUCGAGGCUGCUUCAACACAGAGCCUUCAGAGUCGGCGCCGUGCACCGGCAGCAGCCCUUUGACUCAUCGCUGGAAAAGCCGCAGUUCCCUGGAGCCUCAGCCGAGUUUGUGGAUAAUCUUGAGUUCAUCCAACCCAAUGUCAUCUCUGGGAUCCCGGUGUACCGGGUGAUGGACAGGCAAGGAAAUAUUAUCAACCCCUCUCAAGACCCUCAGCUCUCCAAAGAGACAGUUUUGAACUUUUACCAGAAGAUGACUCUGCUGAACACAAUGGACCGCAUUCUUUAUGAGUCUCAGAGACAGGGUCGGAUCUCCUUCUACAUGACCAACUAUGGUGAGGAGGGGACACACAUUGGUAGUGCUGCAGCUCUUGACUCAAAUGACCUGGUCUUUGGUCAGUACAGAGAAGCUGGAGUGUUGAUGUACCGGGGUUUUCCUCUGGAUCUGUUCAUGGCUCAGUGCUACGCCAAUGCCGAUGACCUCGGCAAGGGUCGGCAGAUGCCCGUCCACUAUGGCUCCAGAGACCUGAACUUUGUCACCAUCUCCUCUCCUCUGGCCACUCAGAUUCCUCAGGCGGCUGGAGCUGCAUAUGCAGUGAAGAGAGAAAACAUCAACCGCGCUGUAAUCUGCUAUUUCGGAGAGGGAGCAGCCAGUGAAGGGGACGCACACGCUGGUUUCAACUUCUCCGCCACCCUCGAGUGCCCACUGAUAUUCUUCUGUCGAAACAACGGCUACGCCAUCUCUACCCCCACCAACGAGCAGUACAGGGGAGAUGGCAUUGCUGCUCGUGGUCCGGGUUAUGGCAUGCUUUCCAUCCGCGUUGACGGUAAUGAUGUGUUUGCUGUGUACAACGCUACAAAGGAAGCUCGCCGCAGGGCCGUGGCUGAGAACCAGCCCUUCCUCAUUGAGGCGAUGACCUACAGAAUUGGCCACCACAGCACCAGUGACGACAGCUCAGCUUACCGCUCGGUGGACGAGGUGAACUACUGGGACAAGCAGGACCAUCCCAUCUCCAGGCUGAGACAUUACAUGACGGCCCGUGGCUGGUGGAGCGAAGAAGACGAGAGGAGCUGGAGAAAGCAGUCCCGCAAGACGGUGAUGGAGGCGUUCGAGAGGGCAGAGAGGCGCCUGAAGCCCAAUCCCGAACUGCUGUUCACAGAUGUGUACCAGGAGAUGACGCCAAACCUGGACAAGCAGAGAGAAUCCCUGUGGAGGCACGUGCAGCAGUACAAAGAGCACUACCCGCUUGACCUGUACGAUAAAUAUUUGCACUGACGGGAUGGAAUGAGUUGUGACUUGAUGAACAAGUGCAUGAGUGGGUCAGGAUUGAAAAAACUGUUGCAAACCUUUUACUAUCCAUAAACAUGUAGUUUUGA